AUGAACCAGGGUCUCUCGCUCGCGCCCUAUAUUAUGAAGAACAUGCCUUCGCUGGCAAAGUCUCUGACUGGCGUUGGCGCGACGUACGCGAACGUCGCUGGCUGGCGCAAGUGGGGCUUGAAGUACGAUGACCUGCUUGUUGAGGAGAUUCCGACUGUCCAGAAGGCGCUUGACCGCCUGACGGAGCAGGAGUUCUACGACCGCGCCUACCGCAUUCGCAGGGCGCAGCAGGCGGACGUUGUGCACAAGGAGCUGCCGAAGGACCAGUGGAUCAAGGCCGAGGAGGAUGUUCGCUACCUCACACCACAUGUCGAGAAGGCAGAGGCCGAGAUUGAGGAGAGGAACAAGUGGGAUACUCUCGAGGUCAAGCGCCUGUAG
Molecule: messenger RNA, 378 nt
Organism: Peniophora sp. CBMAI 1063
Lineage: Eukaryota; Fungi; Basidiomycota; Agaricomycetes; Russulales; Peniophoraceae
Source: the annotation of a GenBank genome assembly